AUUUUGUUCUUCACCAGAAUCAGCCUAUAUUUAUGAGGGUUUGGGGUGAAAGGAAAGAGAAAAACACAUAGAAGAAAUAGUUGCCAAUGCCCCUUUUGAUUGCUUUACUUUUUGAGGUUUAGAGCCAUGGCCGACGAUCUGUGUUUCUUCUUCAGCAAGGAUUCUUUCAUCCUAAAGUUGCCAAAGAAGUCUCCGUUGGUGUUGAGGAUGGUUGUAUUGUUGUUUGUAAUGGUUUGUGGUGUGUAUAUAUGCUCAAUUUGUUUGAAGCAAAUUAGCACCAGCAGGACGUCUGAGUUUUUGAACAUUGGAGUGAUCCAAAAGCCGUGUCCAGAACCUAAUAUCGAGCCGUGGGAAAUUCCUUACGUGCACCAUCCGAACCCCAAAACUUUUAGCAGGGCUGAGUGUGCGUGCAAUCCUGUCCGAUAUUUUGCCAUUAUGUCUAUGCAGAGAUCUGGGAGUGGAUGGUUUGAAACGUUAUUAAACAAUCAUACUAACAUAAGCUCGAAUGGGGAGAUAUUCUCGGUCAAAGUUAGGAGGACUAAUGUGUCGACAAUAUUUGAGACUUUGGACAGAGUUUAUAACUUGGACUGGUUGAGCAGUGCCUCGAAAAAUGAGUGCACAGCUGCAGUUGGCUUGAAGUGGAUGCUUAAUCAGGGACUGAUGCAGCACCAUAAACAAAUAGUGGAAUACUUUAAUACUCGGGGUGUUUCUGCUAUUUUUCUCUUUCGAAGGAAUCUUUUGCGGAGGAUGAUUUCAAUACUAGCAAAUUCUUAUGAUCGGGAUGCUAAGCUACUGAAUGGAACCCACAAGUCUCAUGUUCAUUCGCCACAUGAGGCUGAGAUACUUGCUAGUUACAAGCCUGUAAUCAAUGCAACAUUGCUCAUCCCAAAUAUAAGGCAGGUUGAAGAGACAACUAAAAAAGCUUUGGAGUACUUCAAAAGCAUCCGGCAUAUCAUACUUUACUACGAGGAUGUAGUUAAGAACCGCACUAAAUUAGAUGAGGUUCAAGAAUUCCUAAAGGUUCCAAAGAUGGAGUUAAGGAGUCGACAGGUAAAGAUACACAAGGGAUCGUUAUCGAAUCACAUCCAGAACUGGAACGAUGUAGAGAAAGCACUCAACGGAACACAUUACGAAAGUUACCUAUAUGGAGAUUACAGGAGGUAAAACAUCAGCAUGAUGUACAUUCUAUUCUUGACCCUUUUUUCCCUCUCUUUUUCGGUUUCAAUCUCGAAAUGACAGGAGCCAACAGGGGGGUUCUUGGAAUUUUGGCCAUAUUGUUUCAACUUUGCUUCACACGGACUAUUCUAUUCAUUCUUUGCCCUCUCAACACAUCAACUCUGCUGUAUGUUUUCAAUCAAAGGGGAAAAAAAGUGCCUUUAUUCUUGCAAUGUAUAUGUUGAUAAUGCUAUCUGUUAUUUGUUUAGAGUAUUAUCCAUUAUGGAUUUGGUAAACAAAUAAGAAUUUGGAAACACGUAAUAAACGCCCUGACAUUCAAUUUUCA
Hibiscus syriacus is the source of this 1501-nucleotide messenger RNA. RefSeq lists its product as uncharacterized. The record is from RefSeq and is a predicted model, not a curated record. The transcript has 6 exons. Lineage: Eukaryota; Viridiplantae; Streptophyta; Magnoliopsida; Malvales; Malvaceae. Bases 127 to 1164 code for a protein of 345 amino acids.